Molecule: messenger RNA, 1300 nt
Organism: Apaloderma vittatum (bar-tailed trogon)
Lineage: Eukaryota; Metazoa; Chordata; Aves; Trogoniformes; Trogonidae
Gene: METTL4
Product: methyltransferase like 4
Exons: 7
Cellular component (GO): RNA N6-methyladenosine methyltransferase complex; cytosol; nucleus
Molecular function (GO): nucleic acid binding; RNA methyltransferase activity; site-specific DNA-methyltransferase (adenine-specific) activity
Source: RefSeq, a predicted model, not a curated record
AUGUCGGUGGUGGCCCGGCUGCCGGCGGGCUGGCUCCUCGAUCAUCUCUCCUUCAUCAACCGCUGUGGCUACGAGAUUGGUGACUCCUUUGCGGGCCCCGGUGGUGUCCCUCUCAGCACUUGUGCCACAUCUCCUGGAGACUCUCGUGCUACUCCUGCCUUUGCUGCCACCUCCUCAUCGAGAGGUGGUCCUCUUCCUGGUCCUGGAGGUGCGACAGAAGCAGAAGAUAGAAGAGCGAAAACGAAAUAUGUGUUUCGAGAGGAGCUCUUUGCCGUUUUCAAGCCCCAUAUCGCUGCGGCUCCUGAGGAGCAGCUGUGGCAGGGAUUCUCUGAUGCGAGCCUCACAGAAACAAGGGCCAACAGCAACAGCGAGGAGCACAGACAAAGAACCGACAGUGGCGUUGGCGAUUCUGUUGCCAGCACUGGGAAGAAACGUAAAAGGAAAUGUGUAUUCAACCAAGGUGAACUGGAUGCUUUAGAAUACCAUUCAAAGGUCAGGAAGCUCAUUUGGGAAGGCACUUUGCAGUUAGUCCAAGAAGGACUCAAGAGUGGUUAUCUUCACGGCGUGACUGCAGAACACAGCUGCUGGAAGAACGUCGUUCCUGGACAUGUGGGCUGUGGGCUGGUGGAAUUAUGUGAAAUGGCAAAGCAGUUUCCAGCUGUGAGUGAAAGUGACCAUCGAGCUGUACAUGUGUUGAGUGACGAAACCUCUGUUCCAGAGCAGGACCUGCUUUCAUGCGUUACAGAAAACCGCUCAAGCUGUACCAAGAUAGUUGUGUUAAUGGGACAGAAGUACUUGGUGCCACCAAAAAGCAGUUUCCUCUUGUCUGAUGUUUCCUGUUUACAGCCCCUGCUAAACUACAAGAAAAAAUAUGAUGUAAUUGUAAUUGAUCCACCAUGGGAGAACAAGUCUGUUAAGAGGAGUAACAGAUACAGCCACUUGUCUUCGUGGCAAAUCAAGCAGAUUCCUGUACCAGCACUAGCUGCUCCAAAUUGCCUUGUAGUCACAUGGGUGACUAAUAGACAGAAGCACUUGCGUUUUGUUAAGGAUGAACUUUAUCCUCAUUGGUCUGUGAAAACACUUGCUGAGUGGCACUGGGUAAAAAUUACAAGAACUGGAGAAUUUGUAUUGCCGUUGGAGUCUUUACACAAAAAGCCCUAUGAAGUUCUGAUAUUGGGGAGAGUUCAAGGAGAUGGAAAGGAUGCCUUAAGGAAAUCUGAAGAUGUACUUCCAGUUCCAGAACAUAAGAUAAUUGUCAGUGUACCAUGCAGUCUGCAUUCACAUAAACCCCCUCUUACUG